Triticum aestivum (bread wheat) is the source of this 894-nucleotide messenger RNA. RefSeq names its product putative leucine-rich repeat receptor-like protein kinase At2g19210. NCBI's taxonomy places the organism in Eukaryota, Viridiplantae, Streptophyta, Magnoliopsida, Poales, Poaceae. The record is from RefSeq and is a predicted model, not a curated record. The coding region runs from base 1 to 894 and encodes 297 amino acids. The transcript is spliced from 4 exons.
AUGGCGGGGUUCGACGCGAGGCGCUUCCGGCGCAAGAACCCGAAUGCGCUCCUCCUCGGGCUCAAGAUGUCCGAGCACUUCAUGAGGGAUAAGGAGAGAGGGAAGUUGACACACCACACGUGGGAACAGGGCUGCACCAUCCGCUGCCUAUCGGGCUACAUCUCGUCGGUGUCUGAGAGCGGCGUCACGACGACGACGACAAUGAUCCUCCCCCGUUGUCAAUCAACGGCGGCAAGUCCAUGGCUGCUUCUUCUCUGCCUCGCUGUCGCUGCCUCGGGCGGCGCACUCCAAGCUCGUGCCCAGACGGACGUCAACGGUUUCAUAAGCAUUGACCGCGGGCUCGCCGGGAAGACGACGAGCUACGUGGACGACACCACCAAGCUGUUGUACACCAGCGACACCGAUUUCAUCGGCAACGUUGGCUCCACCCACAACAUCUCCACCCAGUACAUGGUCAGGCCGACGCAGCUGUCGAGGCGCUACCACAGCGCGCGCAGCUUCCCCGACGGCGUGCGGAACUGCUACACGCUCCGGUCCCUCGUGCCCGGGGGCAAGUACCUCCUCCGUGCCUCGUUCAUGUACGGCGACUACGACGGCCUCGGCAGUCUACCCAUUUUUGAUCUGCACGUCGGUGUCAACUAUUGGCAGACCGUAAACAUCUCAAAGCCAGAUCUCGAGGUGACCGCGGAGGCCGUCGUGUUUGUGCCCGAUGAGUUUGUUCAUGUGUGCUUGUUGAACACCGACGCCGGGACGCCCUUCAUCUCGGACCUGGAGUUGAGGCCGCUGAAGAAGAAGUUCUACCCGCAGGCAAAUUUGACGCAGGGUCUCGUUCUGGAACACAGGCUGAACCUCGCUCCCCCGGACACCAACAUCGUCAGAGAACUAUACUAUUAA